Messenger RNA from Striga asiatica, 883 nucleotides. The record is from the annotation of a GenBank genome assembly. NCBI's taxonomy places the organism in Eukaryota, Viridiplantae, Streptophyta, Magnoliopsida, Lamiales, Orobanchaceae.
GCAGCAAAAUGAAGCCCGCCAUUAAAACGGCCAUACUACUUCUAACGCUCCUAACGCUCGCUGGAUUAGUUCAGCCCCGAAUUUUGCCUCAAGAUUACACAAAUAACCACUCAAGUCGGAUGCGAUUGCUCACAAGUGCUUCACUCAAGCAUUCGGCAUCACAUUCGGUGGCCGAAACCAUCUGCCGAUGGCUCGGUUAUUGGGCUGCGGAUGAGAUAAAAUUUGUAUGCAAUGGGCUUGUAAAAAGGGAGAUUGAUGAUCUUGGGAGAAACCCAAGGCCCGGGCCUCCAGCCCCGCGAGCCGGACCCGGUUCUCGACCCUAAUUGGCUGCUUAUUGACACAUGAUAGUUAGUUAAAGGGAAUUAACAAGAGAUAUGAGGAUAAUUAGAUGUGAGGUUUUAAGCUAAAAAGCACAUUAUAGCAACUAGGCCUGUGAUGGUUUAUACCUAUUUUGUCGUUUUUUUAUGGGGAAGGAAUCUCAAUAUGUAGCAUCAUUCACGCGUUGACUAUUUUUUUUGCAUUAGUUUAUGAAGUAGCUUUAUUUUUACUUAUUUAUUAUUUUUUUGGUACAGCCAAUAAAGCUUAUUGUCUGUCCCACCCCGUCGGCUGUGGCGUUCAUGCGUUAGUAAGGAGUAAGGACACUCGCAUAUUAGUCGAUACGAAAAUUUGCAUUAGAUCAGUUGAACCGGAAACACAACGAACGCACAUUGACCUCGAGCUCCAGUGACCGGAAAAACCUCCGACGCUUAAGUCAGUACUUGCUCUUGAGAACAAUCGGUAAAAUAACAGGCUUAAGUGCGUAAAAUAAGAAAAUCGCAAUUUUAGUUCAGUAGCUUAGACCGUUUCCCAUUUUAGUCCAAUAAUUUAGUACGGUCUAAAAUUG